GACGUGUUUUUAAUUUGGUCGCGUGUGUUCGUCCCUCACGGGCGCACGCGGCUUAGCACAUCUAUAGAAUCUUACCAUCUAUGGCUUUGACAAUCUGUCAAUUUGACAUAAUGAUUUUGACCAUUUGACUGUCAUGUCUUGGUUCGCUUCGGUUGUUCGGUUCUGGUUAUCUAAUUUGUGACUCGUUUUGUUGCACUUCUGUGUAAUUUAUUUAACAUUCUGAUUCAAAUUAACUUCUUACAUUUCUAGAAACAAUAGAGCCAUAGAAACGUAAUAAUACCGAUUAAUAUUAGAUAUAUAAACAAAAGUUAUAGUAUGAGUAAACCGCACACUUAGCAUCACCAAUCAAAUAAAAUGUAAAUAAGAAAUUAACCUCUUGGAAUAAAUAGGUGUACACCACAGUCGUUUUAAAUAUGGAUGUGGAUUUGUUACGGCCGGGCACAGUGCCUAUUUCCCCUGAUACAAUACUGUGGUUCGAGUUUUUGUUGGACCAAAAACUUCUCAAGGAACAUCUUCAAUACCCUAACCCAGAGCCAUCAGCUACUGAUUUGAUAGUAGAAUUCCUGUCAGUAGACACUAGCAAUGGGGUUUGGAAUGGACGGUCUACUGAGCGCGUGUUGGAGCCAGAUGCGCCUCCCACACCACCCUCCUCGCGCAGCCCCGAACAACCAGAGAUCACAAGGAAGCAACUUGCCCUUAAAAUACUUGCACUUAAAAUCGCAUCCACUCUUAACUGGAAUUUAGAUACAUUUGAGACAAAACUGACACCUGUCAUUCAACAACAACUAGUGCAAGAUUUGGUCUUCAUGGCUACUGAUGGUGCUUUCUCCAUACCACCACAGGACAUUUCUAUGAACAUGAUCAACAAGCCUCAUGUACAGUUUGCAUUGACUUUGUACCACCGCUGGAUCUUGAGGUUUCCAGUAAAAGCUGCUCUCCAAGCAAAGUCUGCAAAGCUUCCAUUCAUACACCACCCUGGUAUACCUCUAGAAAAUGGCUAUACCCAUAUUAAUUCAAACUUUGAUAAAAUUUUGAGAAUGAAUGAAAAUUCACGCAGCCAAAGCAUUAAAUACUUGGAGGAAGUUAUUGCAUAUUAUGAUUCUCAAUGCAGUAAUCAAGAGAGCAAACAAAUCAAAGUUCCAAUUAUGGAGACUUUUGUGCACCUAACUGAAGAUACAGAUGUCAUGGCCCACAAUUGGGAUGCUGGCAAUGUUUAUGUUAGCCAGUAUGAAGUUUUAAUGCAAAUCCACUUUGAUCUCUGCUACAACUACUUUUUCUAUGGCCAACACGAGAAAGCUAAGAAACAUGUAUUGGGUUGUAGAAAAAACCUCAAUCUGCUAGAAAGUGAAGUAAACAAUAAAGGUUAUGGCAAAUAUAAUAAAAUCCCCUGGGGAAACUUAAACUAUGCAAGCAUGUCGGAAGAAGAUAUUUUGGGAUACAUUAGAGCUCUCAAUUUAGGCCCCGAGCUGUUAGAUGAGGAUAGGUCUUUGUUACAAAGGCUACAGGAAUGUGUAGCAAAUGACUACACAGGCAUCAUUGCCGUCCUGCAAGCAGAUAAUUUGUCCAGAGAAAUACCAAUGAUCCACAGACAAGUAGCAGAGUUGGAUAUACAAGCCGCCGCCUCUACCGGCGUUAUAUCAGUGCCCAAAGACCUCGUGAUCCGAGUAUCGGCAUUAAACGCCGUUAGGUAUGCUCUUGAAGGAGGUUUGCCGUCCACCCACCCAGAUUUUCUAAACAAGUUCAAAACCGUCGGUAUCAAAUUUAUCGAUGUACUUUUUUGGGCGUUAGCUCCGGUUUUAAUGUCAACCCAUUUGUCCAACGAUGAGUGGGAAAAAUUGAGAAUGUUUUUUCUACAUUUAGCCACCUCGUCUCAAUGUAGAUUGCCAGUAGACAGAAUAGACGAAUAUUUAAAGAAACACGUUGGUAGUCGUGCGUCGGAAAUCCGAGCAAAGCUAAUAUGCGACGAACAUUUGGAAGCUAUUAUAAAGGAUCAGAUCAACAGCGACGAUGAAAAUAUGCAUAUACCGCGCGAGUUGCUCGUCGACGACUGGGAGGCGACCGAUUUUAAGUACAAGCACGCGCCUGACUUCGAAUACAAAGCUGCGCCUGAGCUAGAGAUGGGGCGGCUGAAGAAGCGGCUCGUGGAAGCGUCCAGCGCCGACGUCGUGCGCAUGUGUCUAGUGAAGUUGGCCAUGAUGUCGCCCUCCUCGCCACUGUGGAAGCUGAGCCCCUACUGGAAACCGAUCGGGAACCUGAGCGUACUGCUGGCGUCGCUGCCACGGGGUUUCCUGCAGGACUUCGGCGUGGUGGUGUCGGGAGCGGCGCGUGCCCGCGCGGAGGCGGGCAGCGCGCGCGCGGCGCUGUUGCUGCUGUCUGUGGUGGAGGGCGAGGCGCGCAGCCAGCUGGCGGGCGGGAACGACCCCACGCUGUACCGGCUGUGCCGCGUGGUGGCCUGGGAAGUGCUGCUGCUGCAGGUCAACCUGAUGCUGGUCGAGUGGCCUCACCACCGGCUCAAUGUCACGCUGAUAGCCAACAAAAGCAAGGCCGCCAUCGCCGCCGCCAACUCCAACGAUGCAAUCGGCCCACGAUCGCAGGUGGUGCUAGCGGCGUGGCUGUUCCUGCUGAACGUGUGCGAGUGGGAGCCGGGCUGCGCGGCGCAGGCGGCGGGCGUGGGCUCCGGCGCCGCCGACGUGGCCGCCGCGCUGUGCGCUGCCUGCGCCGAGCUGCAGCGUGGCAAAGGCGCGCGCAAGUUCCCUCGCCCGCUGUGGGACCACGUACUAAACACAUUCAACAACAACUUAAACGGCCCCUUGAAACGUUCCAUACACAUGAGCAGUCACCACCACCACCACCACGGGCACCCCAACCACGCCAACCACCACGGCCAACUGGAGCACCGCAGCCCCUACCACCUGGUCCUCCACGCCUUGAGGGAGCCUCUAGCCAUCAGCGUGAUGCUCUCGCUCCUCGCUAGAAUAUACAACGUGAUCGUCGACGACUCCUCGCUCGAGCUGGUCGUGGAGUACACGAACCUCUGGCCUAACAACAUUUCAAACGUCAAUAACUACAAUCCAAAGCAUAUUUUGGAGUCGCUAACAGAGUUGCUGGAGAGGAGUUUGAAACUGUACCCAUAUAAUACUUCUUGGCUGCGGUUGUACGGCGAUGCGGAGAUGGCGGCGGGUCGUCACGGCGCCGCGCUCCGGCGGUACCUGUGCGCGCUGGCGGCCGGCUCGUGGCACUUCGCCAAGCGCGCGCCGGACGAGGGCAGCGUGGCUCGGCGCGCGGCGCGCUGCUGCCAGGCGCUUGCCGCGCCGACGCAGGCCGCCGCGCUGUGCCAGCUGCCGGAUGAACCGGACUACACGCCCGCGUUCAAGUGUCUAGCCGAGAAGACGGGCAACGCGGCCGACUCCAUGGACGCGUACUACGGCUGCCUGUGGGACGGCACGCUACUGGAGGUGGCGGUGGCGCUGCACGCGCGGCGCGGCGAGGGCGGGCGCCGCGCGCGCGCCGUCACGGCCGCGGGCGCACUCGAGCUCAACGCCAACAACAGCGACGACAUCCAGCGAGAAGCCGCCGCCAUACGCCGCGCACGGCUGCUCCGCGCGCUCACCAACCAGUACGUCUCCUAGGCCGAGCGCGCCGUACCGCACUUUAGGUAUGCGUACUGCCCUCUAGCUUCGAUUACAAUCCAAUCUUUGAUUCUGAUGGUACAAUAGAGAUGUUAGAAGCCAAAUUUUUGUUAAGUUUUGCUCAAAUAAGAGAGAAGUAUAGCACUUGACCGUCCAUACAAAUAGAGAAAACUUUUUUCCACUUCUAAAUAUUUUCCAUUCUCCAUGAUUUUUAGUAUGUUAUUGGCACAAUAAAAUACUAGGUUUAUAGGUUUUCCUUUUUUUUUAUUUGCAAAACAAAAAACAUUUUUUUUUUUUUCAAAAAACCUUUAAACCUAUAAUAUAUUAUGCUGAAGCGAUCGACACCAAAAUCAAAGUGAUUAGUUAAGAUUAAGUUAGUGGAAAACGUUUUCUCCCCAAAUGGAAUUUCAUAGAAAAAUUACCGUUAUUUCGUUAGAUUUGAAAAGCUAUUCUUCCCUCUUAAAGCAAGAAAUAUUGAAUAAAUAAUGCGCUUAAGGCGUGCUCAACUGCUCAUCAUACGAUUUGUAUCAUAUAAAUAUUACAUGGUUCAUGAGUAUUUGCAUAGUUAUAAUUUAGUGUUUAUUAUAAUUUUGAUAUCGUAGUUUAAUGCUGUGUGUAGCAAUAAAUUAGAUCCCUCUAUCAUAUCCAUCUUAGAAAUAUGUAUCAAGUUUUAUUUAGAACCGAACAAUGAUAUUAUGUAACUAUAGAUAAGGUACACUCAUACAUAAGGAGCACAAAAAAUAUUUCCAUAUUUAUUUCUCUUUUGGUAAGCGGGAGGUAGUUAGCACGUGCACAUCUCUCGGUUGCCCAGAUGCGACUAGAGCUAGAGGCAACUUGUAUGAUUUGUCAAGCGCUUAUAAGCGCUUCAAUUUUGGAAUGCCUAUAACCUAUCUUGAGUUAUAGUAAAUAAUUGGAACCGAAUUACUAACCGUACCGUUCACGUCUGGCGUAGUCAAAAGAAUGAUAAUACACAUAAAGUACAAAUGAUACAACAUACCGUAGACAAUGUCUGACACCUGAUUUAUUUGGCGCCGUAAUACCCCAAAUAUAAUGCAGUAGAUAGACUGUCAUGCAUUAUAGUUUGACAAUCUAGUUGCCACAGAACGUAAGGUGCGGUCCAUAGCAAUCUACAUCAGGUGUCCAACUCACGCCUAAAAUGUUUUAGACCAUUUUAUGCAUCUUAUGUUUCAUUUGUCUAUGCGUCGGAUUUUUGAGUGUAGCAGUAAGAUGCUAUCUUGUAUUUUUAGUUAAUAAAAUCAACUCUAUGUAGUUUAACUAGUUCCCGAAUGUAAUCGGAGGGUAAUCUGUUUACGCUAUUAUGUCGUUCAUUAUCGAAACAGAAAAAAUAAAAUCUUUUUACGAAA
Molecule: messenger RNA, 4993 nt
Organism: Cydia pomonella (codling moth)
Lineage: Eukaryota; Metazoa; Arthropoda; Insecta; Lepidoptera; Tortricidae
Gene: IntS8
Product: integrator complex subunit 8-like
Exons: 10
Coding region: 414-3629 (1071 amino acids)
Biological process (GO): snRNA 3'-end processing
Cellular component (GO): integrator complex
Source: RefSeq, a predicted model, not a curated record